Messenger RNA from Eublepharis macularius, 1893 nucleotides. It is a transcript of the gene KCTD14, whose product is annotated as potassium channel tetramerization domain containing 14. The coding region runs from base 183 to 917 and encodes 244 amino acids. Gene Ontology annotation, biological process: protein homooligomerization. The transcript has 2 exons. Gene Ontology annotation, molecular function: protein binding. The record is from RefSeq and is a predicted model, not a curated record. NCBI's taxonomy places the organism in Eukaryota, Metazoa, Chordata, Lepidosauria, Squamata, Eublepharidae.
CACAACUGUGGCUUCAGGGUGUGGUGGCUGAGUGGAGAGCAGUCAGGUGCGGCUGUGUGAGUCACCGUCUGGCCGUGGAGAGGGAGACCAUAUGCCGAAAGACAGGCACUCUGGCCACUGCAAACCCACCACCCAGAAAUCCUCUCUGACUUCCUGCGGUGUUGUGGAGGAGACGGGAGAAGAUGAGCAUUUCCUCAGAACCAAAACCUUUGGGGAAACAAAUCGGGAGCAACUUGCAGACGCAGUCACAAAUCGUGGAGUUAAACGUCGGUGGGGAGAUGUUCACCACCACCUUGAGCACUUUGAAGAAACAUCCUCGUUCCAAGCUGGCGGAGAUGUUUGCCUCGGGGCAGCCAAAGCCGCGAACAGACUCCGAAGGGAGAUACUUCAUAGACCGGCCCGGGACUUACUUUAAGUAUAUUUUGGAAUACCUGCGCAGCAACCAGGUGCCCACGCAAUGUGUCCAAGAUGUGUACAAGGAAGCCUUAUUUUAUGACAUCGAGCCUUUGAUCAAAGAGUUGGAAGAUUCCCCACAGAUCUUCGGUGAGUUGGUGGCCAGGAAACAUUUCCUCGCUCAGGUGCCCAACUACACGGAGAAUAUUGAGCUCAUGAUCCGCAUUGCCCGAGCCGAGGCGAUGGCCUCUCGCCAGUCCAGCGUCAUGGUGUGCGUGGUGAAGACCGAGGAGGACGUAUCCAAGUGCCAGGAUGUUCUCAACGGCCUGUACACGAACAAGAAAUCGGUGGUCAAGUUUGGCCCCUGGAAGGCCUCGCCGAACAUCUUGGAUUUACUGGACUGCAUAAAGAUGGACUUGGACGCCAAAGGCUAUCGGAUCUCCUUCCAGGUCUAUGCAUCAGAGAAGGGCUUCCGCUUCAAAUCCAAUGAUUACUUCUAUAAGUUUUUGUUCACUUGGUGGUAAAGGAAACCUGGCGGCUUGGUCCCUUUUUAUAACCGUGCCUUUCCAUCUGUACAGGAAUCAUUUUGAUGGAUAGGUUUUGCUGAAAGUCUGACUGAUUUGGGGGGAACAGAUGAACCUCCCGCUCUGCGUCUGAUCAAGAAUAACUCUGGGGGAUUUGGGGGUGUGUGUGCAGCUUGGCUCUGUAUCUCGAGUGAUUCGCUCCGAAAGGCCCGUUUAUACUUGUAAUAGCAAUCUUCGUACAGCAGGGUGUAGGCAACAGAUGUCAGGACAUCUGGAUUUGUGAUGUGCAGAUGUUAUUUUGCGAUGUGGAAGUAGAAAGGAGCAAGAGUCCAGUGGCAUCUAUAAGAUUAACAAAAUUUGUGGUAGGGUAUGAGCUUUCGUGAGUCACAGCUCACUUCUUCAGAUACCAGAGAUGAUGGAGUUGGUCAUGGUUGAGAUGUGGAGUUGGUCAUAACCCCUAAGCUCUUCCUCCAGAAUGGGUAAUGUCAGUGUGGGAGGAUGAAAUCGUCAGAUGGCACAUUUUGGGACUGGGCAUCAGCAUACAGCACUUCAUAAGGGACAGUGAUUUGAGCAUUCAGGUCCAUCCACAGUUUAUUUGGGGCAUGUUGAGCUAUUUUGAUUCCUGGUCCUCGUUCAGCCGACAUCUGCAGCUCUGGCUGGAAUAAGUUAUUGAAAACUGCAAAUAGGAAUCUAGGAAGUCUAUUUUUUCCUCUAAACUGCCAUGUGCCCAGGAGGUCACGCAAAUAAGUGCGAGGCCAUCACUACUUAUUGUAGCCAUGAAGUCUAGAUGUUUAAUUACUGGAUGAAGAAGUACUUCUUUUUGUUUUCCCUACUGCCAGUCAGUUUUGCCCCCACUUAAGCUCUACAUUUCUGGGGGGGGGGGAAUUUCCUGUUCACCAUCUCCACAACAUUGAGAAUUUUAUAUACCUCUGUAAUCUGGAGGUGGCGGGUUGUGGUCAGGUAUAUAGUGCAGAAG